GAGUCGUCGCGCAUCGUCUAAUGCUCUCUCGUCGUUUGAUUCGGCUCGUGUUCGCGUGAGAUGUGCCUUUUGCACUGCUCAGUCGCCGCUUAGAUUUAGACAUCAGCAGCAGUACGAGAGAUGUGUCGGACAUGAUUGUUCGCGCGGAGGAACCGGAGAUAAGUUGCACCGGUAGCAGGAAAAUGUAGGGGUGCUCUCGAUUACAUCGACGUCCGUCCAUAAAAGUGCCGGUAAAUCAUUUUAUGUGAUAAACGUGACAAUAAGGGACAUUUUAUGAUUAUUGUGAAAAAUGGAUGUGAGUACGAGCUGUGCAAAUGCGAAUCCCCGACUCUCCGCCAACAUCGUCAGUAAGCUGUUAUUUUGUUGGUUGAAUCCCCUCUUUUGGUAUGGAAGGAAGCACGAUAUUCAGGCCAAGGAUCUUCAUACAGCUUUGCCAAACGAUCUUAGCGAACCUCUUGGCAAUCAGUUGGAAAAAUAUUGGAAAAGGGAAAUGGAUAAUUUCCACAAGACUAAGAAGAAGCCUAGUUUAUUGAGAGCUAUUAGAAAAACAUUUGGAUGGUCUUACCUUCAAUAUGCAACACAUAUUUUAUUUUUAGCUAUUGUUAUAAGAAUAUUACAACCAUUAAUUUUGGGUGUUCUUAUUUAUCACUUUGAUCCUUGCUCCACAACAACAACAUUAGAUGCUUAUUUGCUCGCUUCUGGUGUUAUUUUGAUGGCCAUAUUGCAGGCAAUUAUUGGACAUCAUUCUAAUUUUGGCCAACUAGAAAUUGGUAUGCGUGUAAGGAUCGCUUGCUCAUCUUUAGUUUACAGAAAAAUCACACGGUUGUCUUGUUCAGCUGCUAGCCAAGCCACUGGGGGCUUGAUAACUAAUUUACUGUCAAACGAUGUUGCUAGAUUCGAGCAGCUUUUCCUAUUUUUACAUUACAUAUGGGUUAUGCCCUUACAAGGAGCUGUGAUAGCCUAUUUAAUUUGGAGACACGUUGGUGCUGCGUCAUUAGCUGGUGUUCUUCUCAUGGUAUUACAAACAAUUCCGGUACAAGCAUAUUGUGCUAAAAUUAUGUCCAAAUUGCGUUCGAAAAUCGCCACAAGGACAGAUGAAAGAGUUUUAUUAAUGAGCGAAAUAAUAAAUGGUAUUCGGGUUAUCAAAAUGUAUACAUGGGAGAAGCCUUUUGAAAAACUAGUGUCUUUUACAAGAAAACUCGAAGUCGAUGUCCUUACAGUUGCAUCAUACUUAAGAGCGAUUAACUUGGCUUCCUUUGUAUUUACCGAACGUACAACAUUAUUCAUAACAAUUGUGGCUUUUGUACUUCAAGGAUAUACAAUAUCAGCCGAUAAAGUCUUUACGAUGGCACAGUACUUUAAUAUAUUGCAAUUGUCAAUGGCUAUUUUAUAUCCUCGAGCUGUAGGUUGUGCUGCAGAGGCGAGAAUAUCAAUAAAGAGAAUCGAGAAGUUUUUGCUUCUCGAAGAAGUUGAAUCAAAUACUAAAGAUUUAAUAGUUAAUAACGAUAAUACAAGUAUCCUCGUGAAAAAUGUUAAUGCCUCCUGGUCGGAAAAGUCCAUCGCCAAUACACUUCACGAUAUAAAUAUCGUCGUCCCUCAAAAGAAACUAUUCGCAGUUGUGGGUCCAGUUGGCGCGGGAAAGAGCUCCGUCUUGAAACUAAUCCUAGGGGAGCUUCGAGCAGCGAGCGGCAAACUCCAGCUCCACGGGAGCAUGUCGUACGCGAGCCAGGAACCCUGGCUUUUCAACGGAUCCAUCCGCAGCAAUAUUCUCUUCGGCGCGCCCUACGACGAAGAGAAGUAUCAGGUAGUGACUAGGGCCUGUGCCCUCGUCAAGGACUUUGAGCAGCUGCCCCACGGGGACAAGAGCCUCGUCGGCGAGAGGGGCGGCAGCCUCAGCGGGGGACAGUGCGCGAGGAUCAAUCUAGCAAGGGCAGUUUACAGAGAUGCUGAUAUAUAUUUAUUAGAUGAUCCUCUUUCAGCUGUCGAUACUCGUGUUGGUAAAAGUUUAUUCGAGGAUUGUAUCAAUGGAUAUUUGAAGGAUAAAACGAGAAUUCUCGUAACACAUCAAAUACAGUAUUUGAAACAAGCCGAUGCAAUUAUCUUAUUGAAUAACGGCAAAGUGGAGUUUCAAGGCACAUUUUUGAAUUUUAGUAAAAAUGAAAGCUAUAUACGUCACUUGCCGUCGAGCAGUGAGAUGGAGAAGACACUAGUCGAAGAGCCGGAGAUUGUUGAAAAUGGACAAAUGGCAUUAGUAUUGAAUUCAAAGAUUGAGGAAAAUGAGGAUAAUAACGAGCCUCAGGAGGUCGAGGAGCUUAUGGCCAAGGGUAACGUUGCCAAGUCUUUGUACUGGAAUUACUUCAAGGCUGGUGGCUCGUAUUUUAUACUAUCAUAUCUCGUGAUAAGUUUCAUUUUAGCUCAAUUGGCUACCAGUGGUUGCGACUUUUGGCUUGGCUUUUGGACCAGAAAGGAAGAGGAGCGCCUAAGAAACUUUAUAAUAGAUACAAACUCUUCCAGUUGUAUGACAACCCAAAUGAUUGAAAAUAUGGAGAAUACCUGGUUUUAUAAGAAGUACAAGCUUUAUCUUAAUAUAUCUACAACUGUAUUUAUUUAUACAAUUUUAAUAGUAGGUAGUAUUGUCAUGUCGACGGUUAAGAAUAUACUGUUCUGCAAGGUUUGCAUGAAUGCGAGCAAGACCCUUCACAAUGCCAUGUUCUCGGCUCUUUUAAAAGCGCCCAUGAGAUUUUUCGACGUCAAUCCAUCGGGUCGAAUUCUCAAUCGUUUUUCAAAAGAUACCGGAGCAGUGGAUGAGACUUUACCAAUGGCUAUGCUCGAGGCUUUUCAAAUAUUUUCCGUUAUGAUUGGAAUUAUGAUGCAAGUACUUAUAAUAAAUUGGUGGACAAUUUUUCCUAUGCUGGUCAUGGGUUUUCUUUAUCUGAAAAUUAGAAAUCUUUAUUUAGCUAGCGCACAAGAUAUUAAGAGGCUAGAGGGCAAUGCCAAGAGUCCGGUUUUCUCGCACGCCAACACCUCCUUCCUCGGUCUGCUGACAAUUCGCUCAUGCGGGGCGCAAGCCAUGACCUGCAAGGAAUUCGAUAUACUCCAGGACGUGCACACCGCGGCCUACUCCCUCAUCCUCUCAACCUCAACGGCCUUCGGAUUCUGGCUUGACAUCGUCUCGAUCACCUUCGUAGCCUUCGUCACGUACAGCUUCAUCGUGAUCGACAGCAACGAUUUCUUUAAUGGCAAGCCAUUCGCGGGUAACGUCGGCCUGGCCAUAUCCCAGUCUCUCAUACUCUGCGGCAUGCUGCAGUACGGCAUGAGACAAACCGCGGAGAUGAUGGCCCAGAUGACGAGCGUCGAGAGGAUGUUCCAGUUCACGGAGCUGGAGAAGGAGGGGCCCUUCGAGAGCGAGCCCGGUAAGAAGCCGAACAAGAGCUGGCCGAGAAAGGGCAGGAUACAGUUCAAGGAAGUCUACCUGAAGUAUUCCGCCGAGAACGAGCCCGUACUGAAGAAUCUGACAUUUGUCGUGGAGCCGGGAAUGAAGAUUGGAAUCGUCGGGCGCACGGGCGCUGGGAAAUCUUCAUUGAUAACGGCUCUGUUCCGCCUCUCGCAAAUCGAUGGCUCCCUACUUAUCGACGACGUGGACAUCAGUAAAAUCGGCCUGAAUGAUUUGCGUAACAAGAUCUCCAUCGUGCCCCAAGAGCCGAUACUCUUCUCGGCGACGCUGCGUGACAAUCUCGAUCCCUUCCACGAGUCCGACGACGCGACCCUCUGGCUCGCGCUGCAAGAGGUCGAGCUCGACAAGAUCUUCGCCUCGUUGGAGCACGCGGUGACACGAGGCGGUGGUAACAUGAGCGCCGGUCAGCGUCAGUUGCUCUGCCUCGCGCGAGCCAUCGUCAAGAGAAACAAAAUCCUGAUCCUCGACGAAGCCACGGCCAAUGUGGAUCACAUCACGGACUCCCUCAUCCAAAAGACCAUUAGGGUGAACUUCAAGGAUUGCACGGUACUCACUAUAGCGCACAGACUCAACACCAUUAUGGACUGCGACAAGUUGCUCGUUAUGGAGAAUGGCCAAGCCGUGGAGUACGACCAUCCUCAUAAUUUACUGCAGUGCAACGACGGCUACUUAGCUCAAAUGGUCCAACAAACUGGCAAUAAUAUGGCGCAGCAUCUAAAAGAAAUUGCCGAAAAGGCCUUCAACAAAGACUUACGAACCAGCUCGAUAGAUUUAGUUUCCGAUGAUGAAAAUAACAAAAGUGCAAUUGUGAAAAAAUAAUAUAAUUG
Ceratosolen solmsi marchali is the source of this 4281-nucleotide messenger RNA. RefSeq names its product multidrug resistance-associated protein 4-like. The coding region runs from base 290 to 4273 and encodes 1327 amino acids. Gene Ontology annotation, molecular function: ABC-type transporter activity; ATP hydrolysis activity; ATP binding. Gene Ontology annotation, biological process: transmembrane transport. The transcript has 16 exons. Gene Ontology annotation, cellular component: membrane. The record is from RefSeq and is a predicted model, not a curated record. NCBI's taxonomy places the organism in Eukaryota, Metazoa, Arthropoda, Insecta, Hymenoptera, Agaonidae.